AUGAGGUUGCCACGGAACCUCGGAUCAGGACUUGUCAGGACUCCACUCUCGCUUCAGCCUUUGCCAGCCCCAGCAACCCCAAUGGCCUCAGUGGCCAUGCUGGACCUGGGCAGCCAGCAGGAGCACUGGGAGAUGUCCCAGAAGUGGCUCAUCUUCCAGGGCACAACCAAGCUGCUGCUGGAUACCUUCCAAUACCAGAGCCUGGUGAAGCACACAGGGGACUGCUACUGUGGAGCUUUGAAGUUGGGCCUCAGCAACUUGCACAUCUUUGACUGCAAUGGCAGCAUUUACAAGAAGAGGAAUAAACACUUUUUUGUUCUGGCUUCUUGCUUCAGGCUCAAGAAGGGCCUAACCAAAUGCACAUUCAACAGGCACAAAGCACAACACGCCUUCUGUAAGAGAAGUGGUAUUCAGAGCUUUUACACUCCCUGUUCAAAUCCCGGAGGUCCAGAAUUGCCCCCACACUGCCUGGAUGAGGGCACUGCCAGGGAUGUGGUCGUUGAGAAAUCCAAUGACAUCUAUUGGGAGAAAGCCAUAAUAGAGCAUAAGACCAUCAAGAACAUGUCUAAAGGGUGA
Molecule: messenger RNA, 576 nt
Organism: Lynx canadensis (Canada lynx)
Lineage: Eukaryota; Metazoa; Chordata; Mammalia; Carnivora; Felidae
Product: centromere protein V-like
Biological process (GO): positive regulation of cytokinesis; regulation of chromosome organization; pericentric heterochromatin formation
Cellular component (GO): spindle midzone; nucleus; kinetochore
Molecular function (GO): carbon-sulfur lyase activity
Source: RefSeq, a predicted model, not a curated record